Molecule: messenger RNA, 2095 nt
Organism: Periophthalmus magnuspinnatus
Lineage: Eukaryota; Metazoa; Chordata; Actinopteri; Gobiiformes; Gobiidae
Gene: crsp7
Product: cofactor required for Sp1 transcriptional activation, subunit 7
Exons: 3
Coding region: 305-1993 (562 amino acids)
Biological process (GO): regulation of transcription by RNA polymerase II; positive regulation of gene expression
Cellular component (GO): nucleus; core mediator complex; mediator complex
Molecular function (GO): transcription coregulator activity
Source: RefSeq, a predicted model, not a curated record
GCGUGCGUGCGUGCUUUCCCGUGAUGCAGCGGGCCUGGUCGUGCUCGUACGCUGAUCUGAUCCGAGCGCAGCUGAACUCCGGUGGUGAGUUUGUAGAGCGCCGAGCGAGCAGGCAGCAGCACGGCCAGCCCCGCGCACACCGCUCCUUCUCCAUGUGAGAUAAACCGCACGUCCUGCGCUUAGACCACUCCAGAUAUGCUGUACGGGCGCCCGACGUGUCACCGCAGCGGCUUCUGAGUGACCAGCGUCCCCCGGGUUUGAUUUAGGGGGAUUCCUCCAUCCUCCGGACCGCACCGAACAGGCAAUGAGCACGGUCUCAGCAACCCCGCAGCAGAUGAGGGACCGGCUGCUGCAGGCCAUCGACAGUCAGAGCAAUAUAUGCAACAUGGUGGUAGUACUGGAGGUCAUUACCUGUCUGGAGAAGUAUCCCAUCACCAAAGAAGCACUUGAGGAAACGCGACUAGGAAAGCUCAUCAAUGAUGUAAGAAAGAAAACCAAGGAUGAAGACCUUGCCAAACGGGCAAAGAAACUCCUUAGGAACUGGCAGAAGCUGAUUGAACCAGGUGCUGCUGUAGUUCCCAGCGCUGCCCCUGGAUCCACCAAUGGCAGCUCCCACCCCUGCAGGACUGAGCCCGCCCCACCAGAUAUCCCAGUGUCGGGGAAAGUAGUCCCGGAGGUCAAGCUCCGGAAUGAUGUCCACAACACAUACUCUCCCAAAGCGGAGAAGUCGAGCCGUAAGCGGCGCACAGAGAACAGGGACAGCGGUGUGCACUUACCAGAGAAAAUCUCCAAACUGUCCCCAUAUGAAAACUCGUCCUCUCCGCUGCCUAGCAACGGCAUCAUGUCCAGCCCGGAUCACCAGGAGCAGGAUGUGGUGCCGUCGCCAGAGCGGCUGCGGCUCGAGCAUCCCGACAAUGAGAAAAUGGGCCGAAUCCCUGUAAAUGCUGUCAACCCUCUGCCCAGCUCUCCGGGAAUGGCCAAACUGCCCAGCACUUCUGCUUUGAUCAAAGCUGCGGUGCUCCAAAAGGCCCGGCUGGAUGACAGUGGAGGAGGGGGGUACCAUCAGGCCCGCAGCCCUCGGAGCGUGAAGCAGGAUGCCAAAUGCUCCGGGCCUUAUGCACUAGACUCUCCACUAUCGGUGCCCUCUCCAUCCCAGCCCCCCUUCACCGACAGACUGCCUCCUCCUCCUCAGAGGGCUUCUACACCACACUGGUCUUCAGAGAGCUCCCUACAGGACACGUCACAUUUAGAAUCACCUGUAGUGUCCCCGGCACCAGACCAACUCAGACCUACAGUAUCUGAGGACUCUGAACACUCUACGCUGGCCAACACGGGUCAUAAACGAAGGAAAUACCGCUCUAGAGACUACGCUGUUAAUUUAGAUGGUCAGAAAUUAGAGGAUACAAGUAAACCAGUACGGUUAAAAGAACGCAGACUUACAUUUGACCCUGUUACUGGGCAGAUUAAGCCUUUAGUCCAUAAAGGACAGACUCAUUCUGAGGAAACUCUAGUUUCAGAACCCCAGCAAAGAACUGAAAGCACUGCCCACCCUCCCCCCACAGCAGCCAGUACCACAGCUCCCCCCAGCCAAGGCCCAAACCCUUUUCAACAGACCAACUGGAAGGAGCUGUCAAGGAAUGAGUUCAUUCAGUCCUAUUUAAACCUGCAGAGCAACGUGCUGACAUCGUCUGGAGUGCAGGCCCCCAGUGCACACUUUUUCAUGUCUGAGUAUCUAAAAAGGGAGGAGAAAGACGAGGUGGAGCCCCGACACACUCAUGCGCUGGAGCAGAGCGGGUCUGUACAGCAGCUGCCCGGGGUGACACGGGAGCUCACACAAGAGGACAUAGACAGGAUACACACACAGCACUGGCCCGGGGUCAAUGGCUGCAGAGACUCCCAGGGCUCGUGGUACGACUGGACUCAGUGCAUCUCAUUAGACCUUCAUGGAGACGAGAGCCGGCUCCACAUCUUGCCCUAUGUCUGCUUAGACUGACCUCUGCUGUCCACUGUGAGCCCUGCGCCGCCGCAUCACCCAACUCUCCUCUUAUGUUUUGGUAAAAAAAAGAAUAUAUGAAAUUAAAAAAGUGAUAGUUGA